CGGGCUUUAAAGAGUUAAACUAAAGAAAAUGUAAACUUCCUAAUGUUAAUUCAAAACCUAAGUGGUACGGGAUUUGGGGGAACAAUUCUUAUUGAAAAACUGCUGCGUUCGUGUCCAAAGAUAAAAACUGUAUAUUUUAGUGAGACAAAAAAAAGAAAAGCUCCUUCAAGAUCGUGUCAAAGAAAUUACUAAUUCUCAGGUGGCACGGGAUUUGUUGGGAAAGUUCUCAUUGAAAAACUGCUUCGUUCGUGUUCAAAGAUAAAAACUGUUUAUAUUUUAGUGAGAGAAAAAAAGGGGAAGCCAAUUCAAGAUCGUGUCAAAGAAAUGACUAAUUCUCAGAUGUUUGAACCUCUAAGAGCAAUAGAUCCAAAUUUUGAAAACAAAAUUGUAGCGAUGUCUGGUGAUAUAAUAAAACCUAAUUUUGCACUUUCUGACACAAAUUUGGAGUUACUAAAAAAAGAGGUUUCAAUUGUAUUUCAUGUAGCAGCGACAACAAAAUUUAAUGAACCAUUGAAAACAGCCUUUCAAGUAAAUGUUGAUAGUGUAAAAAUUAUGAUUAACAUCUGCAAAGAAUGCAAAAACUUAAAGGCUUUUGUUUAUGUAUCAACAGCAUUUAGUAAUUGCAUUUAUGAGCAUAUUGAAGAAAAAGUUUAUCCAACUCCACUGUCAUAUGAAAAACUAACCGACCUUGUCGGUGUCAUAGACGAAUUAAAUAUGUCCAGAAAAGACGAACUCGAAUUCACCAAAUUAGUUCUCGGCAAGUUCCCAAACACAUAUUGCUUCACAAAAUCAAUUGCUGAAGAAGUUGUCAAUAAAAGUGCAAAAGAACUUCCAGUUUGCAUUUACAGAUUUUCAAUUGCUGUAGCUGCUCUAAAAGAACCUUUAGAGGGAUGGGUGGAUGUAAAACAAGGAAUAACACAUACUUUAGUAGCAAUUGGUUUAGGUCUUAUUCGAGUGUUAUAUGCAAGAGGAAAUGCUAAUAUGGAAAUAGUACCAAUUGAUUUGGUUUGUAAUUGUCUAAUUGCUUCUGCAUGGGAUACAUCAUCUAGCAAAAAAGACGAACCUAAGAGUGUACAAGUAUAUAACUACGUAUCCGGAAGAGAUAACCCAGGGACUUGGUAUUAUUUGCGGAGUUGUCUUCGUUCUCUACGUUUUAAAAUCCCAUUGAACAAACAAUAUUACUUUCCGGAAACAAUAAUGACUGAUUCCUUCUUUUCAUUCCUUAUUCUCCACUACACACUGCACUUUAUUCCAGCUAUUUUAGGAGAUGUAUUUUUAAGAAUACUAGGAAGAAAACCUGUGUUACACAAAUCUUUUAAAAAAGGAUCAAAAUUAGUAUUGGCCAUAAGAUUUUUUUUAUGUGGAGAAUGGAUAUUUGAUACUGACAAUGUUAAAUCGUUGUGGAAAAAACUCUCUGAGAAUGAUAAGAAACUAUUUAAUUUUGACAUCACAUCAUUUACUUGGGAUGAACUAAUACGAAUUUAUUUUGAGGGAGUGAGGAAGUUUGCAUUAAAAACGGAACUUGAUGAAGAAGGAUUGAAAAACGCUGCACGUAGAUUAAGAAGACUUUACUACGUUCAUCAAGUUGUUCGGGGCACAUUCUACGCCAUUGUUUUGUGGCUUGUUUGGAAAAUUUAUAAUCUACUAUUUCUCAGGUUAUAACUCUUCUGCGGAAUAAUAUCUUGAAUUUCACAGAAUAUCUCAAGAAAAGUCGAACCCAUAAGACAGAAGAUGUAGUCUUCAUGAAGAAAAAUUUGAGAAAAUUACUCCAGACUUUCUCAGUGUAAAUCAAAAACUUUUAAAUAACAAUCCUUACAAAAAUUUA
Messenger RNA from Leptopilina heterotoma, 1825 nucleotides. RefSeq names its product fatty acyl-CoA reductase 1-like. Bases 325 to 1662 code for a protein of 445 amino acids. Gene Ontology annotation, cellular component: peroxisome. The transcript is spliced from 10 exons. Lineage: Eukaryota; Metazoa; Arthropoda; Insecta; Hymenoptera; Figitidae. Gene Ontology annotation, biological process: long-chain fatty-acyl-CoA metabolic process. Gene Ontology annotation, molecular function: alcohol-forming very long-chain fatty acyl-CoA reductase (NADP+) activity. The record is from RefSeq and is a predicted model, not a curated record.